Molecule: messenger RNA, 1867 nt
Organism: Paramuricea clavata
Lineage: Eukaryota; Metazoa; Cnidaria; Anthozoa; Malacalcyonacea; Plexauridae
Source: the annotation of a GenBank genome assembly
AUGGCUAAGUCCCUACUUGGGGGGGAGGACCAGAGUCAGACCGAUCAGUGGCGUAGCCAGCCCAAACCUGGUGCAAACCUUUUCCCCCCAAGGCAUGGUGAUACAUUCUUUGCAGAUCAAAAUUAUGUUUAUAAUUUUGUUGAACAAUAUAGCAAGACUGCAAAAGAACCACCUACUGUGAGUGUAAACUAGCAUAAAGAAAUAUAAAAUAAUUUUUAAAUAGUUUGUAAAAUGUAAUUACCACAUCUGUGCAAUGUAUAUGUAAUACUGUUAACUAAGUGUUUGCUAUACAUUUUUGGGUAAGCCUAAAUUGUGGGAGAAAAGUUUGCUCAACUUUUAAUGUAAGGGGCCAUUCACAAAGGAUGUCCGAGCCGAGGGGGGGGAGGGGGGUUUGGAAAUUCAGGACAAACUCGGACAUGGGGGAGGGGUGGUUUUAGAAAUCCGGAUGUCCGAAAUUUAAAAAAUUCAAAACCAAAUUUCUUUUUCCCUCUAUUUUGAGCAGUCCUUCCCAUUGUGAAAUUGGCAUUUUGACUAUGCGGUUAACACUAGAUUUUGUUUUAAUUAGUAAUUUAUAUGUGUUUGUGUUCACAUUUACAGUUAUAAAAAAGUUCUAAAAGUAAAAAAAGUUUUUUACUCUUGAUAUAUACAAGGGUGUGAGUUUUUGCGAGGCAUGGCGGAUGUCCGGGGGGAGGGGUCACUAAUUCGGACAAUGCCGGACAAGGGGGGGGAGAGGUGGGUCUGAAAAUCCAUCAUUUGGCCGGACAUCCUUUGUGAAUGGCCCCUAACUUGUUAUUGAGUUUGUCAAGUGAACACAUCCUGGCCUUAAGUGAGAAUUUCUGUCCUAAGUAUUUAUGUUGUCAUACAAGUACAUGACAUUGUACUCUAUGCAGUACUGCUACAUUUUCCUUUAGCAAUGAUAUGUGUAGUGAAAAUCCCGUUGCUGUUAUCAGAAACUGCAUUUUUAAUUAGUUGUUUCCUUAUUGUUCGUCAUACUCAUAUAGUUAUCUGGAUGAGGACCAUAGUCGUACCAGUGGCAAAGCCAGCCAUGUCAACUGGUCAUGCUAUGCAAAUUUUAAAUGAUUUACAUUAUUCAAACCUUGAGAAAUAUAUUGUCUUAAAACUAUUUAGAGCAAAAUGUAUUAAUUAGCAUUGCAUGAUCAUUUACUAUGGCUGACUUACAUAUGAGUUGAUACUAUUUUAUAUAUAAUACGAAGCCAUGUGCUUUUGCUUGUGUUUUAUCCAGGAUUGUAGUGAGUUUAAAUCUGGUGAGGUAAAUAAUAUGUUGAGGUCAAAGGGAAGAAAUAAUCUUUUUGAUGAAAAAGGAAUGUUUGGCAGAGUAUGCAGACAUGAAUAUCCCAAAGGAUUCAUCAGCAUUAAACAUGGAGAAAGGUUAGAUGUUAUUUAUGUGUAAUGUAUAUUUAUAUUGUAUUUGUACAUCAGUUUAUUAUAUAGGAGGCAGUGAGAUAGUGGGAAAUACACAGUGAGAUAUUGUGAUAUCGUUAUAUGAUUCCGCCAAUUAAAUUUGUGCAUGUAUGUUCAUGUUACAAUGAUUAUUUUACAGUAAUUUCACUUUUUCUAUUUGAUAGGAUUGCAUUUUCUGUAUAUGAGAUUGAACGUCUUUUGACUCAUUGUGAUGAGCACUGAUGUCAAAGUUACAUACGACACAGGUUGUACAUUGUCAUCUCACUUGAAGAUAGGAUAAAAAUGUCCAGUGUAUGUUAUUGUUUACUUUAGAGUUGAAAAAAUGAGCUACACAAAGCAAUUACUGUAAUAUGUUUUUCAGAAAAAUGACAGACAAGAUAUGCUUGCCAGGAUUGAUUUAGCUAUCCCUGUGUUCCACUGUUAUGGCCAUAAAUCAUCUUGCCAG